Molecule: messenger RNA, 1027 nt
Organism: Sodiomyces alkalinus F11
Lineage: Eukaryota; Fungi; Ascomycota; Sordariomycetes; Glomerellales; Plectosphaerellaceae
Exons: 10
Coding region: 1-960 (319 amino acids)
Source: RefSeq, a predicted model, not a curated record
AUGAACGAAUGUAUGCACCGGAGACUACACUACCGGGACUUGGUGGUGAAGAGCCGAAGGAAGACCAAACGUGAAGCCAGGACGAAGGACACUAAUACCUACCGGCUCACCGACCCCCCUGCCACCGGGUUGCGUCCCCUUCCACGACGGGGGUGGAAAAUCAACCGGUUCAGGUCGACCGUCAAGCUAGCCCUUGCCCAAAAGGGCUCGACUUGGCAGGCCACGGACCACGGGCCACGCGGGUCAAAGGGGAGGGCGGAGGAGGAUCAGAGCGGAAGAAUACGACCCUGCAUCUCAUCUGCAGCAGUCACCGACAUCACCCAAAGUCGCUCGACGAUAGAGAAGAGAGAAGAGGACGAGGCGUUGGGUGGCGGAGAGCAUGGAGAGCACCGCUGGUUUCAGGCCUUCCGAGUUCAAGUUGCCCAGUCUCAGGGCAAACAGAAGACAAGCUUUUUCAUUUCGGCUUCGUUUUUGCGAGUUAUGGUUCAUGUAAAACAGCUUGAGCAUAUUGAGAGGCCAAUGACUAAGCACGUUCCUGGUUUGGCGUCGACCAAAAGUAAUUACCGUGAGGCUGGCAUCUCGCUUCGACCGGUGCUGCAGACAGCGCGCGUCCUAGGCUCCCCUCGAGGCACUAGAACACGCCGGGACGAGGGUUCCUGCAUUACAUUACGGCUGGCCCAUCUUAUUGGAUGGAUGUCUUGCUGGAAGCGAAGCGAAGAGAAAGCGACUUGGCGGAUCAAUAUUUUCUACAAAGUAUCCAUGCUUUCGCUGUCAGGUGAGUCCCCUGAGCCUGACACGUACCAAGUACACGCCGUCCUGGUCGUUCUCGGUUCUCUCACCUGUUCAUUUCCUCCUUGGGUUUACAUGGACACCCAGUGGCAGAAGAACAUCCGCAAGGCCCAGCCAGACACCUCCUUCAACAGAUUAGAAAGGCAAGGAGAUGACCCCGUAUGUCUUUAACAGUACAACCAGUGACCUUAAGAACGACGGUGUCUCAAUAAGGAACAUAAUAAAAUAAAAGAAAAAA